Messenger RNA from Carassius auratus (goldfish), 4209 nucleotides. Its product is annotated as partitioning defective 6 homolog beta-like. The record is from RefSeq and is a predicted model, not a curated record. Gene Ontology annotation, cellular component: nucleus; cell cortex; apical plasma membrane. Lineage: Eukaryota; Metazoa; Chordata; Actinopteri; Cypriniformes; Cyprinidae. Gene Ontology annotation, molecular function: protein binding. Bases 236 to 1381 code for a protein of 381 amino acids. The transcript is spliced from 3 exons. Gene Ontology annotation, biological process: establishment or maintenance of cell polarity; centrosome cycle; regulation of cellular localization.
GGCGAGAGGGAGGGUUGGGGCAGAGUUUCGGAGCACGUUCAGUUGACAGGCGUCGCCGUUGCUAUUCGAUUCCGAUAACAACACAAGCACGGAAAACACGGAGCUGUCGCGAGAUACGCGCCUUAAACUGGAUUAAGCCGAGAAAAGCCGUAUUGGACGGACCGAGCUCAAGGCGGAUGAGCGCAGCCCGCGGGAGGGCAAGUGUGUUUCUGCGGCGGGGUCCAGUCAGCGAAAGAUGAACAAAAACCACCGAGUGCCGAGCAACCGAACUCUGAACGCCGUGGAGGUGAAGAGCAAGUUUGGAGCAGAAUUCAGGCGGUUCUCUUUGGAACGGUCCAAACCGGGACGCUUUGAUGAGUUCUAUGGCUUGCUGCAGCAUGUGCACCGGAUCCCCAACGUCGAUCUGCUUGUGGGUUACGCCGAUGUCCACGGGGACCUACUGCCAAUCAACAAUGAUGACAACUACCAUAAAGCAAUUACUAUGGCAGCACCCCUGCUGCGUCUCUUCUUGCAGCGCAAAGAGGAGGCAGAUUACUCCGCAUUCGGCACGGACACCAUAACACGUAAGAAGACCCCGGCGGCACUCGCAGCGGUCCUCCUUCGCCCGGACGUCAACAAGAAGAAGCCUCCUGUUAUCAUCAGCCUGCCCAAAGACUUCCGGCCAGUGUCCUCAAUCAUCGACGUGGACAUCCUACCAGAGACACACCGCCGUGUCCGUCUCUACAAGCACGGUCAAGAGAAACCACUGGGCUUCUACAUUCGUGAUGGUUCCAGCGUGCGCGUCACACCCCAAGGCCUGGAAAAGGUCCCGGGCAUCUUCAUCUCCCGCAUGGUCCCCGGAGGCCUGGCGGAGAGCACGGGACUGCUGGCCGUCAACGACGAGGUGCUCGAAGUCAACGGCAUCGAGGUGAGCGGGAAGUCUUUGGACCAAGUAACGGACAUGAUGAUCGCGAACAGCCACAACCUCAUCAUAACCGUCAAACCGGCCAAUCAGCGCAAUAACGUGGUGCGCAGCAGCGGAGGCGGCAGCUCGGGACAAUCAUCUGACAGCAGCACCAGUUUCUACAAUUACUCAACUCCUGGUUUGAUGGCGAUGACCCCGUCCCAUAUUAUCCAGAACUAUGAACCGGACGAGGAGAGCGAGGAGGAGGAGGAUCUGGUCAUCGAGGCAGACAGAGGGACUAAACUUAUUCUGCAGACAGGGAUGCGGGCGACAGCCAGCACCAGCAUGCCCGCCCUGCCCAGGUACGAGCCCCACCUCGACCUCCGCCCCUCAAAUGGUACCAUGGCAAGCAGUGCAAGCGCAGGGUCUCUGAAUACCCAUGACAGGGGAUUAGAAAGGCCAAAUCUAGAGGAGGACGGCACAGUCAUUACACUGUAAAAGACACAUAACCAUGCCAAUACACACUCUUGUGUGCCAUAGGACUGAAAAUACAUGUCUUUAUGUUUGGUCCAGGACCAAAAGAGAAGGCCAGUCACCACAGCACCUUACAUGGCUUCUCUAAAACCACAGGACCAGGUGGUUCCUAUCAUCAAACCCAUGGAGAGCAGCUCAGCACCAAAAAUAGCUGCUUCUUGAGUAAUAAUGAACUUCCUGAGUCAGUGUGAUUGAAUGAAUGCAGACGGCACCGUAUGAGUGAUGACAAUCUUUUUAUACUUUGACAGCCGCUCCCUUCAGAGUCACGAGGCUCUAGCGUUAUCAGAGAACAAAGUACAAUAGAUCUCACCCAUCCUCUGCGUUACCAUGGUAACUGAGUCUGAGCUACAGAACUUCAGGAGGAACUGAAAUGUGCUCCUCAUCCUGUCCCGUCUGCAACACUAACACUCUCGGCCUACCGAAUUUUGGGGGGGUUUUAGGGGAAUUAUGAACCUUUGGUGGAGCUCGAGUGAAUGUUUAGGAGAUAUUUCAGUACAGUUAUAGACUGCUGCCUUGGAUAAGAUACAGAUGUCUAUUAUUAUCUCAAAAAUAGAGUUUUUAAUCAUAGCCAAAAAGACAGACGGAUUAAUGUCAUAUUUUUCAUACCGAUAUGUUUUAUUUCUAUUACGUAUAUUUCCUUAUGACAAGGGCUAUCAUCCUGCUCUUUGCAACCUGUGGUUUAUUUUACACCAUUGAUCUUGACUUGAUAACCCUUUCUGGGGAUUGGGAAUAAUAAUCAUUAUCUAUAAUGCUCUGAUGUGAACACAUGGUGGGUUCAUUUAUGAAGAGUGUCUCUACUGUGAUACUUUUCAGUAAGGUUCCUUCUGUUAACAUUAGUUAAAAGGAUAGUUAAGAUCAAAUCAAAUAUCAUUUACUCACACUCAUGUCAUUCUAGACCUGUAUGAUUUUUCUCUCUUCUAUGAAGUGUAAAAGAAGACAUUUCCAUACAUAGAAAGUAAGUGGGGUCUAUAGUUUGUUUAAACCCCAGUGAUUUUCAUUGUAUGGGUAUAUAAUGAAAUAUAUUUAAAGAGAAUGCAGGUUUGGAACAACGUGGUGGUGAUGACAGAAUAAAAUAUUUGGGGGGUGAACUAUACAUUUAAUUUAUUAGGUAUCAUAAUUAACAAUGAAUAAUAUUUGUACAUUAUCCAUGUUAAAGUUAAUUUCUGCAUAUAUUAAUAUUUUUAAUAAUUUAAUAUUGUUUAAAUAAACAUUAGAUAAUGUAUCAUGAACAAUGAACUUGGCUUAAUUAAUAAAAGCUGUAAAAAAAAAGGGUUCAUGAUAAAUAAUGCAUUAUUUAAUGUUAACAAAUUGAACCUUAUGUGAAAGUGUUUCCUCUAACAAAAUAAGUGUUGCUAUCGUAGUAUAGAGAAAACAACCCUUGAUUUAUAGUGAAUCAUUAUGAAUAUUGAAUAACUACCAAAUAUUCAGUAUUCCCCCCCCCCCCAUUUUUUUUUCUUGGCAUGUCAGCGGAGUACAAACCCUUCAGAAAUUAUGUAACAGUUGGAUUAGUUUCAGCAUUAAUAUGGAACAGGCAAGAUUUGUUCACUUGUUUUUUUUUUUUUUUUCAUCUUGCUGAAAUCUGUUGUUCAGUCUUGGCAAAAAUGCAUGCCUGAUCAUGUUGUUAUCUAACUUUCAUACCUUCACAACCAUUCACUCUCUGUGUAUGGUAAAGUGAGGCCUUCCAACUAGAGUCAUAAUAAUAAUAAUAAUAAUUAUUAUUAUUAUUAAAAAUAGUCUCUCAUAUGAAUGGACAAAUGAACAAAUGUUAAGCUCUUACUUUCAAAGCAUUCCUUUAAAUUCAUAUGACUAGAUACAUUUCUCCCCAUUUUGUCAUUAUGCAUACAUAUCAUAAUGAUAUGCAUGAUGUCACAGCUGUAAUCAUACGAACUUCUGAGAUCUCAAAGUACGUGUCGGUGGAUACACUGGAAGAGACUGACUGGAGACAGAUGUGCCUAUGCUCUUACAGUUAGGACCUGCUGUUGGAGAUUUAGCCGAAGUAGCCUUUCAUUAUCUCCCCUAUUUCUCACUUUAUAAUUGCUGAUGAGAAGUCUAAACACCGGGCAUCUGUGAGCAGGGCAGAUGUCUGUUCUGUUCCUCUACCCACCACACAGAGCUUUUCAAGGCACUUACAUUACCAAAACCUGUUUGGAGUAGCACACGAACUGUAGCUGUGAUCAUAAACACUUCAUCCAGAUCAUUCAUUCUUAUGGUACAAACGACAUAUUGAAUGGAGUCUUUAGCUGUGUUAAAUUAUUUUCAUAUUAACCACUACAUAUGAUUUGGGAUUGUAACCACAGAACAUUUAUUUAUUUUUAAAAUAGCCUAUGUAUUUUUACUCGGUUUGUUUUAGCUCGCUUCAAAACCUCAUAAUUUUGAACCUUUUUUUUUUAUCUCCACAAAAUAGUGUUUUAAUUUUUUUUUCACUAGCAUCUUUGAUGGAACCUAAUGCUCAGAUCUUUAGUAGGAAUAGAAAUAUGAAGAAUAACUUGGUAUUUUCCAAACUGUGAAUGUCUUUGCAUUUCUAAAGGAGACCUUGUAUCUAUGAGCACCUGCUUUUAGAGACAUAGAUAUGAGCUUUUAAGGAUUAUCAUUCAUGCAACAAUUUCUCUUUUUGAUAAUGAGCUUGCCAGAUAAAUGUUAUGGUAUAGAUUUGUACUGAAAUUGUCAGUAUUUUCUUAGCACUAUGAUGUAAAUUUGUUUCACUUUUAAAAGGAUAAAUACUAUAUAAAGACAUAGCUGCACAUGUAUUAUAGUCAAAUCUUCAAUGAAAUAAACUAAUAUGUAGAAAAUCA